This is a messenger RNA of Podarcis lilfordi (Lilford's wall lizard), 18334 nucleotides long. NCBI's taxonomy places the organism in Eukaryota, Metazoa, Chordata, Lepidosauria, Squamata, Lacertidae. The record is from the annotation of a GenBank genome assembly.
AUGGACACGCAGCGGCAGCAGCCAUUGUUCUUUUACUGCCCCUUUGGCUCCCGUGAGUGCCACGCUCUUGCCCUCCGUCGGGCGACAGCAUCUCCACUGCCUUUGGUGCCCGCCGCCCCCCCCCCCGCGUUACAAAUGUGGCCUUCGCGGGGGCGCUAGGCGGCGGGGUGCCCUAGACGCCCAGCAGGGAGGGAUACCCAUCUUACUCCCCACUGCUUCGCCUUGUGCUCGGGUAACAGUAGCUGCAGCCGCCAGACAGGCGGGCGGGCGGGAGCGCCAAGGCCAGGCCUGGCUGCUGAUAAAAAACAUCCAUCGAGACGAGAGGCGAAGGCCAGCUUCCCAGGAUGCGCUCCUGUGCUGGACGUGGCCUGCCUGGGCCGCCGUCGGGGCUGAAGGGCAUUGGCAGAGCCGGAGGGCAUUGCGCCAUUUGUUUGCACACUGACGGCAGCCGCCGGUCGCCACUAAUCCAGGAGCUCGCAGCAAAUAGCCCCGGGGAAGAGGGGCCGGAGCGGAGCAGAUCAGGGUCCAGGCUGGGCUGGAAGGGCAACCUUGGCACCCCUGCCUUGCAGGGUGGUGCCCAAGAGAGAAGCCCCGUGAGGACUUCCUACGAGGGCCCCUGCUUCCAUUCCGCCUGGAGGUGCAAGAAGCCCUCUUGACAACCCAACCAAAGGGAGGGGGAGCCCCUUUGGGAAGGUAGGCGCUGGGACUGGAGGGUUAGUACCCGUGGGCAUGGUGGGAAUCGGAGCUGGCACUGAACACAGUGCAAUCCAAGCAGCCCUUGCUUUGCUCUGGGCUUGAACCACCCAGGGUCAGCACUGGCUCAGCUGUUAAGGUCAAAACACAAGAACAGCCUGGCUGCUGGGUCAGUCCAAAGAGGGGCCACCCAGAAUCUUGUCCUCAUGGUGACCAACCAGAUACUGCAAAAGGAAGGCCACAAGCAGACCAUGUGUGCACUUGUGAUCCCCAGCAGCUGGCAUUUAGAGGCAUCCUGCCUCCAGCAGUGGAGGUAGUGCAAAGCUAUGCUCCUCUUCCUUGAAUUUCUUUAAUCCUUGUAUCUGUGGUCAGCCUCAGUUGGAACACAUCACUGUUAAACAUCUGUUAGUCUGCCCCUUAUAUAGAGACCCAAAAGAUCGUUUUCUGAAACCUUUGUUCACAGAAGCAAGCAGGUGCAUCCCGGCAGAAACGGUCCAGUUUCCUUUGGGUGACAAGAAUAGUUUUGUAACACACAGUGUGGCCCUCUAUCCACCAGCUGCAAAUAACUAUCAGGAAAAGGGAGUUCGAUAGAACACUAUAAAGUUGUGGUAAUUUGGAGGUUUAAUUUGAAAUCAAACUGGAUUUGAGUUUGUGGGUGUAUCUGGCAACCUCUGUCUUACAUCACUGGUGUUGCCUCAUAUUAUGGAUGUAUGAUCUCUAUUGUUUUAUUGGGACUGUGGCUGCAGGUUUCUAGCCUUUGGCUAGAACAAUAAACUUUGAUUGACUGACACAGCCGGGACCUUACAUGCUCUCAGGGCAGAAACACAAGAAAGGAGUCACACAAACACACUCACCAGCAACACCACCAAUCAGGAAGCAGCCUGCCAAGACCACCCCAGCUUGGGUUUGGGGAGAGAGGAGGAGUUGCCCCUCUGCCCUCUUGGCUGCAAGGCCUCAGCCAGCAGAGCAGUUGGGCAAUUUUAGACUUUGGACUUAAUUCAGUUUAAUUCUGCCCAUCACCCUCUUUAGGGUUGUGUGCUGGCUGUGUAUGGGGUGGCAUUGUCCUGCCCAUUCUACCAAGUGGGGGCUUCUGCCCCAAAGCUCUGCCUCAAGGGCACCAUAUAGCUGACCCCUACAUCUCCACCCAUCAAAGUUCCAACCAAACGGGAGCUGGGGAGUCCAGCAGCAUGUAGAGGGCCAAAGGCUCACCCCACUCCAGUCCUGGUGGAAGUGCCAUUAAGCUUGAUAGACCAGUGUUCUUGACUAGAUCACAGGGAGCAUGCAUGGACUGCAACUCCCAUCAGCCCCAGGCAUAAUGAGGCAACAGUGAAGGAUGAUGGAAGUUGUAGGCAAAGCUCUGCUUUGGAGGUUCCCCCUUACCCAGCCUCAUCUACCCAGUGGUUGGCCAGUUGGACAUCCCCCUGGGGAAGAGAGGAGAGGGGGGCAGGAAGGCCUGCCCAGCUAGGGGGCACCAGGGCAGAGCCAGGGUUCCCUGUAUGUGAGAGAGAGGAAAUCUCCAGGGCUGUGGGGGUCACUCAGUCUGGGCUGCACUGGCCCAUGCUGAGUGUGAGCACUUGUGACAACAGAAUAUAACUGCUUCUUUCCUACAUGCUCAAAAUUCUUUGACCUUUUCAUGCAUGAACGGACCAGUCGUUUGUUCUUCAGGUGCUUUCAGUUCUCUGUAAUGGAUUCCCAUCCUUAAGACUACCUAUCUGUGAAAUGGGUAGAUGUCUUCUAGAAUGACUGUGCAUAAGACUGCACUGGACCUGCAGCUUGACAUGCUAUUUGCUGCAGCGCUCACCAGCUGCUUGAGACACCUGCACUGGGCUCACUUAUAGUUGCUACUCAUGAGACAAUUGGCAUCUGAACUGUGUUGGGUGGAUGUACUGCUUGGCCAUUGGAGAUUAGAAAGCACAUGUUUUUUGGCGAACUUCAUCCUUGAAGCACCAGCCUCUGCUUCUUGCCUCCAGGGCAUGGCUGGUUUGCCCUGAGCCACUGGGCUGCUCCCCUGGCAGCAUGCUGGGCUCCAGGCUAGAAUUACUUGGCAAGAGUUGGCCACUCUGGCCAUGACUGGCUUCAUCUUAGAGGAGGCCUCCUUGGUGCUGGACAGGCUUAGGCAAUGGAUCCAGGAGGAGAGGGCUCAUGUGCUCAAAUCGUUCUUUCAGGUUUCCCACCAGCAUCUGGCUGGCUGCUGUGAGUACAGGAUACAGGACUACAUGAGCCAAUUUGGCCUGAUCUGGCAGUUUCUUCUUAUGUUCCUAGUAUUCUUUGAUUGACUGAGCCAAGGAGCCAGACCCAGAGGCUCUCUAGGAGGCCAGCCUGUUUACCUCCCCUACUUAGGAAGAGGCUUAGUACUGCUCUCCUUCUCACUUGGGCCUCCUUGACUCUGCUUCCCACGGGGCAGGAAAGGGUGUCAGUUUGGCACCCUGGUUGGUUGCAGGCAGGGUUGGGCACCCUUCCAUGCAAACUCUGCAUUUGCCCAGGAUCCCUUUCAACAGCAGCUGUGAUCUUCUGGAAUUGCCAGCCUCGCCAACUUUCAGACAAGAUCUUUUAAUUGAGCACAGACUUGAUGACUUAACAGACAUUAAAGCACAAAGUUUCCUCAUAAUUACGGCGUGUAAAAUCUUCUCAUGGGUUGCAAAAGUUGUCUUGUUGGAUUUAGGGACCGCCUAGACUGUGGUCCUUUGCAGACCGCAAUGUGCUUUUCAGGCAGGCCUGGAGAGACAAUAUGUGUCUCUCAGCUCCAAGAUUAGGAGAGGGUGAAAAUGGAGUGGCUCUGGUUGCAAAAACAACCCACCCACCCCUUGUGCCUAUACACAAUGUGUGGCAUUGCACAAGUUGGCUCUUCUGACAUCUCUCACAGAGUUAGAGUGAGAAAACAGAAAGAGAACUUGAGUGGAAUCUACACACAUAUUUUAAAAAAAAACCACUGUGAAAAUGCUUUUUUAAAAAACGUUUUGAAAAAUACAUUGAAUUUGCCAUAGCUCACUGUUACCAUCUAGUGUCACACAACACACUUAAAACGUUUUAUUUGCAGCUGUGCAGCUGGAGUCCUAGCUCUUGGCAGGGCCCCUAUUGUAACAGGCUGCAUACAAAUGCCCUGCUUCUGGACAAACCGAAAACUCAAAAGUGUCUAAAUCUGAGGCCCGAUUUGAGCUUGAGGACCCUGGCCAAAUGGCCAUCCUGCCUGCCCCCCCCUCGCCCUAAUUGGCCCUGACUGUAAAAAGAUGCAGCCACUCACCAGUAGCAAUGAGGGCUAGAUUCUGGCAUUUCUUCUUACCUUCUACUUACCUGUGGUGCAAAUAUCUUCUGCACUGCAUCAGGUACCCAGAGCCUGAGGUUGCAUCUGCAGCAUGGACAGAUCUGCAGGGUCUGUAGGUCCAUGUGUGUUUAUGGUACAGAAGCAAAUACACUAGCUUAGAUCCGAUGAAGCCAUGUUUGUCUCUUGGACAAGCGAAGCAAGAUUGCAACUUUUUUUAUGUGCAGAUAUUUAUAAAGAUUCUCUCUCUCAAAAAAAACCCCCACCUAUGCUGCUUGCUAAGGCUCAUGCCCAUAUGGCAAUGCUUUCAAAAGCAGGAUGGUUUAAACAGAAAUGUUUCAACUGGAUUACAGAGGUUGGAUGGCCUCCUGUCAGGGAUUCUUUAGGUGUGAUUCCUGCAUUGCAAGGGGUUAGAUUAGAUUACCCUUGGGGAUCCCUUCCAACCUUACAAUUCUAUGAGUCUAUGAUCUGGGCUUGGAAAGUUCAGUUUUGGUCCCAUUAUAUAAAUGAACCAAUUUAUUUGGGAUUGGUCUUGGUGACCAAAAGUUGCUAGUCUGCAUUAGAGUCCUCUUGUGGUUCUUACUGUGUCUUAUUGCUGCAUGGUGAUUUUAUUUAAUUUUUGUCAUUGGCAUCUGUGUGUUCCAGACUGGAAGAGAGGUGGGAAGGAAAAGUCACAAACAAGCAGAAAUAAUCUCAGAAGCUUCAUGGGGGGCAGGGUAUUGACCACUGAGAACAAACAGGCACCCAAAUGCAGAAUAGCCAAUGGUCAGGGGAGAUGGGAAUUGUUGUCCACAAACAUCUGGAGAGCCCCCACAGGAUACCCCUUCCUACUCAAAGGGCUCCCCAGACAGAAAGGAACACCUGAAAAAAGGAGAAACUAAAUACUUAGUGGGACGGAAUGAGACAUAGCAUCAGUUGGAGAGCAGAGCAGGAAAAAACAGCCCAGGAAACAAGCAAACAAAGCUAACCCAUGACUUCUCUUGAACUUAAAACACAUAAUAAGCUUCUAAGCUUGACCACUCAGACAGCAGUUAAAUGAGGUCCAGGCAACUCUUAAACAAACUGCAAACAUAGGAGAUAGCGCAGCUGAGCUGCAGAACAAAGUACACGAUGCGUUGUAAAAAUAUAAAUGAAGAGUAUCUCAAACAAGAAGACCUUGAAAAAGAUGGCCACCAAAAGCUUCAUUUUCCGACUGCUAAAGCAAUAGUAGGUUCAGGCACAGAAAUCUCCCUUGGAAGUUGACUUGGCCAGCUCCUGUAACUGGAAGAAAUGGGCAAGACCCCCAUGCACUGAAGGUAAGUCCUGAGCAGGCUUGGAAGCUGGUGCCACUCUUUGCCCCUGAGCCCUGACACGACUGCAGCCUCCACAAUAAAGCACACACCAUCUUUCUCCUCUCAUGGAGAAGCAAAGAUCCCAGUGGAGGGGACUUUCAAGAUUUAUGCACAAUAAAACAAAGGAGACAAUAUUAGCUGAAGCCAGAAAAAAGAUGCUCACUCAAAGAAUUGAUUCUACAAACUCCUUAUUCCUGAAAAAUAUUUUUAUACCACCCUUCAUUAAUAAUACCAUGGUGGUUCAAAACAAUGCAAUUAUAUUAAAACUGGUACAUUAAAAUAUAUACAGUAAUAAAAUACAUCACAGGCCAGCGAGAUGUCACCCAAAAAUGCCUUCUGGGUUGACUUCAGCAAGCAGGAAAAGCCCAUCAAUGCUGGUGCCUUAUUUCAAAGGAGAGGCCAUUCCAGAAGCUGGGUGCCACAACAGAAAAGUCCCUUAUUUGGGUUGUUGCAGGAAGGAUCUCAGCACAUACACAAGACAAGCUCAUCCAAGGAUCCUUGAAUUGGGCUGGUACAUACAGGAGAAGGCCUUCCUUCAGGUACUCUCACUUAAUUUAUACAUCAAGAAUAAGAAAGAUAAGCACAAUAUUUAAGGAAACAGUUUUUUUAUCAUCAUCAUCCACUUUGCAUACAGAAGGUCCUAGGCCCAAUUUCUGGUGGCAUUUCCAGGUAAGGAUGGGAGAUAACCCUGCCUGAAACCCUGGAGAGCUUCUGCCAGUCCGUGUAGACAGUGCUAAGCUAGAUGGAACAAUAGUCUGGCUCCGGGAAGGACACUUGCUGUGUCUCUGUUACUUUUUCUCUCUCCGUUUUGUCUUUUGCUUCACAACCGGCCUGGAGAGGAGGCCUGGAGAACCUGGAAUCUUCCUCCCUCCCUCCUGCCCUUUCUCCUAGUGAAGAGGUUGCUCUCUUGUGGUUUGGAGGUGUUCUAUUCCCUACAUGAACCAAUACAGCUCAGGACACAUUUUGCUCUUUAACCUUCAUUUUAUUUUGCUGGUUUUCUUGGAAUACUUCUUAGUGGGUUUGAGCUGGAAGCCAAAGGCAGUCAAAGUCAAUGUUGCUUUCCUUUCUUCUGCUGCUGGCAUUUCGCCAAGGAAGAUCACUGGAACAGACACCUGUCCUUGUAGGGCAUGGGUCGGCAAGCCAAGGUCCGCGGGCCAGAUCAGGCCCAAUUGCCUUCUAGAUCUGGCCUGUGGACGGUCCGGGAAUCCAGGCAGCCGGCAUAGCGCGUGAGCGCGCAUGAUGGUUUUUGCGACUCAGCCAGGCUUGGGGGUCAAAAGUGAGGCGAGCGGCUGCUUGAGACAAGCCCCUUCUUCAUCUGUGAUGCACGUGCAGCAACCUUUUCUUCCAGGGUGGGGGGUGGGGAAGAGGGAAAAGGAGCCACAGUUCGGAUUUCCACCAUGGAGCUGCCAGCAACUGACCUCAGGAAGGGCAGUUGCAGCAGCAGGGGCUCAGAGGCGCCUAAGGAGCGACGCCUGCUGGUGUCUGAGGUGGCGGUGCUCCCCGCCAAAGGAAGCGGGGAGCGCCUGGGGGGCUGCGCUCCAAAGCAGUUCUGCGUACUGCUGGGGAGGCCGCUUGUAAGCUACACGGUGUGAGCCAUGGAAAGGUAAAUAGCCGCCGCCUUGUCUUCCCUCAUGCAGGGAAAAGAACGUUUUUGCUUGAGCGGCACUGGCCUGACUUAGCGUGGCCAACAGCUUUUCCCUUCACCCACACCUGCGCAAACGCUCUCCAGGGCUGACAGAAAUGGCGCGCUUACCUCAGCCCCCCACCCUGCCUUACAAGAGAAAAAAUAACUGUCAACGAGUAAAACACAAAGGAAGCAGCGUGGGUGUAUGUGGGAACACACACACACCCCAAAAAAAUCACAUUUGGGCAACGUUGGGGUUGGUCCCAAUAAGGGUUUUUGCCAAAAAUGCGGGUGAUAUUCAUGGCAACAUAUAGUCCGGCCCCCUACAAGGUCUGAGGGACAGUAGACCGGCCCCCUGCUGAAAAUGUUUGUUGACCCCUGUUGUAGGGGCUUCCCUGGAUGAACAAAGGCGCCCCUCCAGGAACCAACCGCCUUAUAGGUCUCCAUGUGCAUCCCGCCAUUGCCCACGAGAGGGCGCUGCUCCCUCGCUCCGUGGCGGCGCCACUUGCUUUCACCUUCGGGAAUCCCUUCGCUUAAUUCCGCAUUCUGGAAAAUCCUCCCUGCAGGAGCGCCCCCUGGAGGGCAUUGAUCGAGUUGCAUAAGGAAAUGGAAGGGAGCGGUCUCUGCCCGCAAGCGGCUUACAAUCAUCCUAAUAGGCAGCAGGGAAUGCUAGGGACGGGGGAGGGGAAGGAUUUGAACUCGACGCAACCUGGGAGCCGGGAGGAAGCCAAAAUCGGGGGGCGGGGCUCCUGCUGCUGUCCUCAAUGCAGCCCUGGGGCUGCCGCUGCUCCGCUGGUCCGAGCGGUGGUCAGAAGGGAAUCCCGCUCCCCCCUGCCAAGAAUCAGCCCCACACCUCUCCCUCUCCCUCUUCCACUUCCCCUGGCAGAGAUUAACGCGCGCCUUGCCCGUUUCCUCCACUGAUUUGGCCAGGAGCUGACAACGGGGGGCGCAGGGGGUCUCUCUUGCUGUUUGAAAGGGACCACCUUUUGCAGCAUCUUCGGCUGACCGGGGUGAGGGUCGUGCUUACCUGGCAUAGGGACAGGAGGAUAUUCUGUCCAGGGGGGUUGGGUGACAUUUCGGGGUCCCGCCCCCUCCCCAGCCUCCGACCAGCCCGCCACACCCCCGCCUCUGCAUUGUGUGGACCCCUCCCCGUAUUCAAACCCCCCCCCCAUCUCCUCCCUUUCUUGAUGUCACCAAUUGGUCUGGAAGCACCGCCCCGAUCCCUCCCCCCACCCCGACGGCGCCCCGCGAUUCCGGCACAGACAGGGAGGGACGCACCACAAAGAAAGGCGACGGCGGGCCACGGCAGGAGAGGCUGGGGCCGGGGACAAGGGGUCGCGUCUGUGCAGGAGGUGAGAGAGAGAGAGGCGGGUGGGCCGGGGGUGUCUCUGCCUUCAAAGACUGGCUCUGUGACGGGACUCAGCCCCGAGACCUGUUAGCAGCCAAGACAGACAGUUUCUCUGCCCAUGUGCCGAGAGUCUUUUUUUCCCAGCAGAGGCAGGGCAGGCGGAGGGAAGCCCCUUUUCCCUGGCACAAUAGCGCGCCAGGAAUUUUGCACUCCCCCCCCCCCCCAGAGAAAGUCCCUUCAGUUAUCAUCGAAAUUUAGCGUGGGAGGCGCAGAGGCAUUUUAUAUAGCUAAAGGGCUUCCGAGAUUUGGGGGGGGGGUGUGGCCGUCUGAAUGGCUCUUUUCAGCAUUAGAGGGGCGCAGGUGAUGGCCCCUCUGGCGCGUCCCCCCCCCCAAGUUUAGCCUUAGGCUGGGGAUGUGACAACCAACAGAGCUUGUAACGGAGCUGGGACUGACCCCUCCUGAACUCUGGGGUUCAGCCGUGGCCCUUGGCAAGCAAAACCACGUGAUGCCCACGUGCCCCACCCAUCUCAGCAAGGCGCUGGACCAGACCCCCGGUCACCCCACAGCCAGCCCUCAAGGGCCACCCUGAGGCAAGGAGAGGAAGGCAUCACAAGCGGGGUUCUAAUGCCCCUCCACACACUAUAUUGCCUGCAUUUGCAAAACCCUUCAUCUGCUGUUCCCCCACACCAGGCUGUGCUGCCAAUCUGGGCACCCAUUAACAAAUGUUUGUAUCUGUCUUGGAUAGAGCAUGCUUGCCAACUCAGAUUUUGCCACAGAAGCUGUGAACAAAAGUGCAUUUCGGAAGGACUGUCUGCCACAGGGGGGCGGCGGAGAGAGAAAGAGAAAGGGAGGGAGGGAAAGAGAGAGAGAGACUGUCCCCCCAGAACCCUAGGAGAGCACCUGCUGUAUAGCAACAUAGUUUUUAAUUGCUUUUAUAUUCAAUCUUGUGAGUUCGAGGUAGUGUAUAUGGUUCACUCUUCCUCAAUUCUCUCAAACUUGAGGCCCCAUCUGUUGUUGGACUACAACUUCCAUCAUUCCUAGCUAGAGCACCUGUGGUCAGGGAUGAUGGAAGCUGUUGUCCAACAACAGAUGGGGACCCAAGUUUGAGAAACACUGGAUUAGUGUGUCAGACUAGGACCCGGGAAACCGGGGUUCAAAUCCCCAUGAAGCUCAUUGGGCCAGGUACUGUCUCUCAACACAUGGGUGUUGUGGAUCGGGGAUCCACAUGCACACCACCUUGAGCUCCUUGGAGGAAAAGCUGGGAUAGAAAUGCAAUAAACAAAUACCAGUCAUCCCCAAAACCUCUUUCCUGCUGCACCAGCUGCCCAUGUUGCAGAGAACUUUGCACUUCCUGUCAGUGGACCAUGACAUCUUGAGAGCUUCAGGCUGGGGAAGGCUGAGAUAGACUACAUCUUCCAACUAUUCCGACUUGGUUGGGAAUUUUCAUAUUCAAAACCUUAUUUCCUUCUCCCCCUCUCCUAGGUCCAUUCUGAAAGCCUCAGCUGACCUCAGCAUUGCUGGCUUCCCGGCCAGGUGAAACUAGUUCCUUGCAUCUUCGCACCUAUGCCAGCUGCUCAGAACUGAAGGAGGUGAGUGUGAGGACCCUCAGCCUGUCAGCUCAUGUGCUUCCUUUAUGAGAUGAAGCCUCGACAAAUGGGCAAAGAAGUCGAAGCAGCUGCCAGCCAAGAGGGUAUUUGGCAUCUUCUGGGAAAGGCUGGGCAAUCAAUGAGGGAACCUGCCUGCAAAAAAGGUUCCCCCCCCAAUGAAUUUGGGGCCUUCCAUGGCCAAGUGCCAUUCUAUGAACCCCAGCCUACAAUAGUGGGACCCACCAGGGUUAUUGAGGAGGGCUUCCCCUGGUGUCAUGUGGUGGGAGGCGGCUCACAGCCACAUAUCUUUCUUUCUGACAAUAUCCCGAGCCAUUUAAGGGUAGUGUGUGUGUUGGGAGGGGUGAAGGAAGAAGGGAUUGGGAGUCACCAUGUUUUUAGAGCGGCAGACAUUUCCUUCCUUCUCUCCAACCUCCCCACCAAAAUGUUUGAGAACAACUCAACUUCCACCAGGGCAUCAACGGAAAUAAAGGAAGUUGCCUGGAACAGUCAGGUCAGAGUAUUUCCCCCUUGGCUUUAUUGGAAAGCUAGAAGCAGGGACGCAGGUGGCGCUGUGGGUUAAACCACAGAGCCUAGGAUUUGCUGAUCAGAAGGUCAGCGGUUCGAAUCCUCACCACGGGGUGAGCUCGGUCCCUGCUCCUGCCAACCUAGCAGUUCGAAAGCACAUCAAAGUGCAAGUAGAUAAAUAGGUACCUCUCCGGCAGGAAGGUAAACGCUGUUUCCGUGCACUGUUCUGGUUCGCCAGAAGCGGCUUUGUCAUGCUGGCCACAUGACCCAGAAGCUGUACGCCGCUCCCUCGGCCAAUAAAGCAAGAUGAGCGCCGCAACCCCAGGGUCGGCCAUGACUGGACCUAAUGGUCAGGGGUUCCUUUACCUAGAAGCAGGGAGGAGUGGUGAUUAUUUAUUAAUUUAUGUACCGUGUAGAUGCCAAAAUGGUUUCUAAGCAGUUUACAAAACCAAUAUGCAGAGUACACAGUGGCAUCAAAACACCCUUAAUUUGAAUUUACAAUGAAACAAACAAUUUAGAAAGCAUGACAAUGAAAGACAGUUUGAAAAAAGCAGUGAAAACAAUAAAACCACAAGUUCAAGUUCAGGGAAAGGCUUACCUAAGCAGGUGUGUAACGAGGUGGUGGCAGAAUGCCAACGGUAAUGGGGUGUCUCGAAUUUCAUCAGGGAAGGCAUUCCACAACACUGGUGCCACCAGCAAAAAAAUUAAAUAAAACCCAACCUCUCUGUUACCACAAGCCGAUAAUCAUGAGAUUGAUUGUGAUGUGGUGCUGACGGCCUGGCAUUUGCCCAUAGGAGCUGCCUUACAGAAUUGCUGUUUUGUUUUAUGUGGCUGAAUCUCUCCCUCCACCUGCCUUUGUUUCUGCCACCCUUGGUGCCCUCCAGGAACUGGCAGAAGCCAUGACUGUACAGCCCUCUGUGGGAAUGCUGUGACCUUAGGGGGGCGGAUUCCAAUAUCAGUUGCAGUUGCAAAGAGGAACAGCCUCUCUGGCAGCCUGCUUGCACUCUUUGGAGUCAUCAGUGGCCCUUGCUGGGUCUCUCUGCCAUGGGAGGAGGGCACAGGGCAUCUUGAUUGAGUCAGCGUGGCUUAGGACAUGGCUCCUCUGAGCUGCUCCCCACAUGCAUGCUGACAGUACUGGGCAAGGAAGAGGCAACCCAAGAAGGCACUCGCUCAUGUGUGUCCCAGCCAGCCUGGUUGGCAGUGACUGGGGAGAGUUUUUUCUCCCAGGGAGAAGAGAGGGCAUCUGAAGGUCAGCACUGGGUCAUCCGACUGGACCAGUGGCUGGAUCUUGCUUCAGCAUUGGCAGUAGGACAGCACCCAGCACUGCAGUGGGUCACACCCACCCAUACACAUUGAAAGUGCACGGAAUCCUGUAGCUUACUCCUCAGAGAGCUACAAUUUUCAGCACCCUUAACAAACUGUAGGAUUCUUUGGGGGAAGUCAUGCACUUUAAAUGUGGAAGAGUCCCUGAGGGCAGGCAGUGGUGGAGGGGGCACAUGGUGGUCUGUCUGCCAAUACUUUGCAGGGGCUCCCUCUCCCCCACCCUCAACACAGCACCUGGAUCCUAUAUAGGUGACAGGGCAUGGGCUUGCCCUUCCCUUGUCUGAAGGCUGAAAGGGCCAGUGCUGAGCUCCUACCCAGCUUCUACAGGCUGGUCUCCCAGCUGCCUGCCCCUGCCUGCAACCAAAUCUGGGCCCUGCCCUGAGCUAGGAGAUCAAAUGACACCAUUGAUUGUGUGCUUGAGGAUCCCUUCCUCCCAAAUCCCAGGGCACGACAAUAGACCUGGGCCAAGCAAAGCUGGCUGGCUGCAUUUUUCUCAGGCCCAGAGGUGUCCUGUGGGUGGGCAGCCAGCCAGCUAGCUAGCCACCUGGGCAGCCACCUGGAAUCUUAGCCUCCAGGCUUCCUUUCCUAAUGUCUGGAAGUGGAGGAGAGUCCAAGAGAAGGCUCAGCAGGGGACUAACUGCCUUUCUGAUAAGGAAGGAGUGUGUGCUCACUUUGACAUUUGCCCUCCUGGCCACCUUGUUCCCAACAGGAGGCUCCCCAAGGUGCUAGUCCACAACAAGCAAGGAGCCCCAGCAUGGGGGUGUGGCUGUGAGGUCUGUAGAUGGAAGAAAGGGACCCAAGCCCACAAGAGCGCCUCCUUACUCCAGGCAUGGUCUGCCAGUCCGCCCCCCCCCCAUUUAUCCAUUGCCUCUGCCCAGUUGAAUUGAUGCAUUUGUUUCAGUGCUGGGGUUGUGUAACGAUAACGGUAUUAGAAACCCACCUGCCACUGGAGAUGCCUGAGCACCUCUGCAGGCAAAUUGCAGGAUUGCAAAGGGAAGGGCAGAAGCGCUGGACUGUUGGGCUUCAAGCCCUCUAGCCCCCUCCUCUCUCCCAGCCACUGGCUGCCCUUGGGGAGCUUUGCUCCCUCCUUCCAUCUCUCGGCCCAGGAAAGGGGAGGCCUGGGGUGAAGUUGGCCUCUCUCCCAAGCUGCUUUUGUCCUGGCUGCCAGGGCUUUGCCUCCCUCCUUUUGCAAUGGGUGCUGCUGCUGCCUCUGCUGCCACCGUUUGCUUGGGACUAAUCCAGAGCCACAUCUUGGCCACCCUCCCUCUGGGAAGAUGAAAACAGCCACUGCCUUUCCUCCUCCCCCACUUCCUCCCCCGCCUCUCUCUCUCCCCCACUUCGCUCCGCUGGGCCCCUGAUCCUCCCCGUGCUGAUGCCAAUGCUCAUUGACCCACCACCUCGACCCUUGCUAGUUCCCUUGCUAGUUCCCGGGGCCAUUCUCUCAUGCUCCUCCGUUGCCAUGGCAAACCAAGUGGCAGGCAUUCAUCUCGGGUUGCCGUGGUUACUGCUGGACGGAUGCAGUGAGGAGGUCCUCGAGGGGGCUUCUGAGCAGAGUCCCACCUGGACCCUCUUCAUCCUCCUCUCCCUUCUGACAGCUGUGUUUGGGAGGAAAGAAGCCUGCUCAACCGUCCCAGCGUUGAGCAGAAGGGGAAGCAGGGAGAAUCCUUUUUGUUUAGGGCCAAGCCUGUGCAUUGAAACCCUCCUCCAUCUCCUCGAGUGCUUGCUCCUCUUGCUGCACAGUUUGUUUUCCUAAAGUGAGGGGAGAGGUGAUGGUUCUGUGUACUCCCUUUUUGUGCAAAGACAGGGUGCGGAUGGGCCCCUGCCAGGGCUCCCAGAGUCAUAAUUUCCCUGGAAGAGUUGAGAGAGCAAAUAUCUGCACUGAGUUCAAGGCAAAAGUGGGAGAUCUUCCUUUCUGAAAGUCACAUGGCAGUUCCUGCCAUGAUGCUCAGGAACUGCUCCUCCAUUAUAUGUGAACUGGAAGGCCACAGGAGCCAUGUUCUCUGCCAUGAGCAUGCCUCCCUCUCUGCUUCUCCCUUAAAUGCAGGCAAUGCCAAAAGGUUUCUCCUUCACACAGGGCUUCCCAGAGCUCAGGGGGCUUCUUAAUGCUUAGAACCACCCCACAAGGGUGCCGUGGUUGCUGGAUGUAGAAGGGAAGCAGAAAGAGAGGGGGAUAGAGUUCUGUACAUAGGUGACUUGGGGAUUCUCCUUCCUUGAAGUACAGCCUCUAUUUGUUCAGAGUGAUGGUAUCCGACCCUUUGCUUCAGCUCUAAAACCUCUCAGGGCAACUGACUUGUGAAAUGAAAGCUAAUGGAGUAUUUUUUUUGCUGUGGUUGGGGAUGCACACAUCUCAGGCCCUGAUGGGUCAGCAUCUGGAGCCUUGCAGGGUCUGCCAUGACCAGUUGGCUUUGCAUUUUGCUGAUGAAAUUGCUCAUACCUGUUCCAAGGUGCUCUGGGUGGGACUGUCUUUGAAGGUGGUUUUGAACCUGUAAUAGUUAUAGAAAGUGGCUGCCGAAGUUAUAUCGCACCUAUACUGUACUGGUUAAAGUGACUGCCUGUUCAUUCCUGUGCCCAGUUCAAGGUGCUAGUUUUGGUCUUCAAGGGCUUAAACCGUUUAGGACCAGGUUACCUGAAGAGCUGUUUGCCCACCUGAACGUUGAGAUCAGUGCCUGAAGUCCUGAGGUCUGGCCUGCUAGCAGGAGAGGUUAGAUUGGUGGGCAGCAGGGACAGGGUCUUUUGAGUGGAGAUCCCACAUCUCUGGAAGCCUCUCUCCAGGGAGAGAUGUACAUCUUGGACAUUGAUAGACUUUAAGGAAACUCUGAAGAUGUUUCUGUUCCAGCCUAUGUUUGAUUAUUUCAUAUGCUGUGCUUGAAUUUCUUUUAAAAUUAGUGGUUCUAUUGAAAUUGCUGCUGUCUUUAUGAGCUUAAAACAGCAUGUGAACAACUUUUAGAAGGUGGUGGGUUAUAAAUAUUUGAAUAAAUAAAAACUCAAAAUACAGCACAACAAUACAACACAUACCGUCUUUAGACAUUACUGCCCUGAAGAGGAAGCACACGCAUAAUGUAACAGCACUGCCAAAUCAUUGCUCAGCUCCUUCUAGCUUCUCCAUCGUUUGACUGCUAUUCCUGAAGCAAGGAGCUUCCUGUGCUCAUGGAGGCUCCCCACAAAUGCUCCUCCAGUGCAGGAGGCUUCCUGCAUCAGAAGGAAGGGACUAAAUACAGUGGUACCUCUGGUUACAUACUUACCAGAUUUUUCGCUCUGUAAGACGCACCAGACCAUAAGACGCACCUAGUUUUUGGAGGAGGAAAACAAGAAAAAAAAUAUUCUGAAUCUCAGAAGCCAGAACAACAAGAGGGAUCGCUGCGCAGCGAAAGCAGCAAUCCCUCUUGCUGUUCUGGUUUCUGGGAUAGCUGCGCAGCCUGCAUUUGCUCCAUAAGACGCACACACAUUUCCCCUUACUUUUUAGGAGGGAAAAAGUGAGUCUUAUAGAGAAAAAAUAUGGUAAUUCGUUCCGAAGGUCCUUUCUUAACCUGAAACUGUUCUUAACCUGAAGCACCACUUUAGCUAAUGAGGUCUCUCGCUGCUGCCGCGCCGCUGAAGCACGAUUUCUGUUCUUAUCCUGAAGCAAAGUUCUUAACCCAAGAUACUAUUUCUGGGUUAGUGGAGUCUGUAACCUGAAGCGUCUGUAACCUGAAGCAUAUGUAACCCGAGGUACCACUGUAGUGCCUGAAGAGGACUUCAGUUAAAAUCAGCUCCAAAAUAUGUUGGGUGAGCAAUAAGAGCAUCUUUGCCUGGCACCCAAAGGACAUCAACACCAGACGAGAGUCUUGGUUGCCGAUGCUGAGGUGGGCACUGCACUGGGUCCUCUCUCUCUCCACAGUUGCCACCCACCAGACGUCAGAGGGCUUCUACUGGAGGGCUCAGGUGACAAUCAUAAAGUCCAGGUGGGCUUAUCUGGGAGGAGGAGGAAAGAUCCACAGCUGUGCCUGCCUGAUAUUGUAAAGCUGCUAUUACAUAAAAGCCCCCAGGGUGGCUUCCAACAGCAUAAUUGAAAACAGACACACGUAGCAAUAAAUAUAAAACCAGCAGUAAUAAAAAAGAAAGCAGCAAAACAAAACAAAAACCCAUAGCCAGUUUACAGCUUAAAGCUGUAAGGAAACGCAGAAGUCCUUUGCCUGGCACUGAGAUGACAUCAGGCCUUUAAUGGGCAGCACUUUGAAUUGUGCCCAGAAAUGGAUGGGCAGCAGCCUGGUGGCCAGGGGUCUUCUCUAGAGCCAGUCCCAGCCCAGCAGCUGCAUUUUGUCCUGACAUUUCUGGGGAACCUUCCAAGGCAGGCAAGCAGGCCCAUGUGCACCGCAGAUUGCAGCUGUGGUUUAAGCUAGGAAGCUUCAGCUCUCUAAUUAUUCUUGAUGGAGGGGUUGAGUUCUAGUCUGAAGAACAUCAGAAGAGCCUGCCUGCAGCAGCUGGGUCACACCACAGGCUCACCUAGUUCUCUGUCUUGUUCCAAACCAAUGCGGAACUCAUAAGCAAGCUGGCCCUGAGCCCUCCUUUGCACUGGGCAGCACAUGCCGUUUGGAAGCAGAGCAGAGCUGCACACUGGCAUCUUAAAGCUUAUGUGAUGCAGGAUUAGGCUUCCCAGGUCACCUUCUGAAAGGCAGAGGACUCAGCCUAACAGUGCACCCAGGGCAGAGGCAGAAGAACCUUCAGAAACCAUCUAGUCAAUAGCAUAUUAAAGAAGAAGAAAAAACUGGCACACAAUUAAAGCAUUAAGAAUUAAAAAUAAACAUGUCCAAACAAGCUGACCAGGAAACUCAGCUCAGUACAGGGGUUGCCAUUUGCAAGUCAAGGCCCAUAGAACUUUCUAUUGUUUGUUGCAGCUUUUGUACAGCCAUAGACAAGGAAUUAAUCCGUUUAUUCUUAGGUGAAAUAACUUAUAUACAAAAAAACUCUAAAAUAUUAAACCAGACAAUUCAGCAACAGACAGAAGGCAGGAAACACAUUCAGCCAAUAUUAUAGUCGCCAUUUUAAUUUAUUGUCUGUUGUUUGUUUAACAAAUAUAGAUAUAUAGGAUGCUCAAUCAAGUGGUCCCCCACCUCUGCCCCGCCCCAAACCAUGGGUCUUGGCAUCAGGAUCAGCAUGGGAGAGUUCCUCAAUAAAUAGUUACUGGGGAAACUGGAGGGGCAAGAAAGACUAGUGGGCAUCAAUGGAGCUGAAUGUUGGGAGACUGAAGACAGAUAAGAAAAAGCACUUCUUCAUGCAGUGCUUAGUCAAACUACGGAAAUUGCUCCCACAGGAGGCAGUGAUGGCCACCAACCCAGACUGCGGUAAAAGAGGGUUUACUAUUUUGGGAGAGGGGAGACUUCAGCACUGGGGAGAGGGCAGGCUGGUGAGGCCCCCUAAGUAGGCUUCAGCCUAUACAUAAAUCCGGCACUGCCACUGGGACAUGAUAAUCUUCAAGGCUCCACCCUCCAAGGCAGAUCCAGUCUGUGUUAAGAGAUUCAGCUCAUUCAAGAUAAGAUUUUACAUAAACAAAAACAAAAUCAAGGAAAGGGGUGUGAUCCCUGCUCAGGAGUGUUGUAAUGAUGGUGUUGAUAUUUCACAUUUUACUUCCACCCUGCUGGUGGAGAGAGACGUUCAGUGGUCCCUGACCCAGGCAGCUGUUAGGGUGGACUCUCAGCCAUUCACUGCUGAUGCACCAGAGGGAGUUGCAACCCAGGAGGAGAAGGAGGUCAGACUGGGCAGAGCCAGGUGCCCAGGGCAGGCUCAGAGCAGCGGGCCAGUUGCCAGGGGAACAGGCAGGAGCCUGUUGCAGGCCUGCCUCUCUGAGGCUGCCCUGCUGGUUGGCCCCACAGCCUGUGUGUCUCUCCCUCUCUGUUUGCCAGCCCUGCCUGGGCGUUCUGCCAGGGCGGGGUGGGCAUGGUGCCCAGGAGAGCAUGGAGAUUAGCCCAGAGUUCAACAAUGCCCACAGGCCAGAGGAGCUGCCAGGGAGGUCUGGCCCAGUGCGGGGGGCGGGGGGCAUGCGGACACUCCCACCCCUUGCUUCUCCCCAGUGGGGUGUUCUUGAGAUGCCCCCAUUCAGCUUAGCUCCUGGGAGAAUCAGGCAUGAAGCCCAAGGAAGAGUUGUUAGGAGAGGGGGUGGGGGGGGCUGUCUUUGUCAUAGUGCCCCGGAGGGAGGGAGGGACCCAAGAGGCUCUUUUGUUUUGGGCUGCAGUUUUAGGGUUGGCGGGGGGGGCACCCAUGGGUGCUAAAGCUGUCGCGUGCUUUGGUUCGACGGCACCGCCAGGCGAAGCCCCAACGAGGGUAGCUGCCUAGCUCGGGAUUGGGGCGUCAGUUUUGGAGGGCGGGAGAGAGGAGGAGGAGGAGGAGGAACCGCAUGGGGGUGGUGCGGUUCUGGGAGAGAUAAGCAAAGGGACGUUCAGAGCUGCUUUCAACGGCCGGGGGAAGACAUUGGGGCGGGGCCGGCCCUCGGAGCUUCACCCACAUCUCCUCCUCCUCCCUUUCCCUCUCCCUCUCCCUCUCCCUCUCUCUCAGGUCCGGACCUGUCUCUUCCCAAGGGAGGGGGCGGAGGCGCGGCCACUCCCGCCCCGACGGGGGAGGAGGAACCAGAAAGAGCAGCAGUCCGAGCAGCUCCGAAGUUUUGCAACUUGA